AAAAUACUUUAGGUUACUACACGAUUUUUAAAACAAAAUACUUUAAUGUUGUUGGAAAUGCUGAAAAAAACUGAAAGGUAUACUAUAAGUGUUAAAUGGUCGAUUUGAAAUUAAGAAAUAAUGAAUCAAUAUUACGAAAAAGAAAUAGCCGAUUCAUUGCUACAGUCGUGUUUCCUUCCAUCGUUACCAACUUCAAUCACACUUGUUGAUAAAAGUCACGAUGAAGAAGACUUUAAUGACAACAGAAUUACUAUGGAUCAUUUAGACAAUUAUGAAAUGCCUCACAACGAAACCAAAUGUACUUUUAAAUAUGCUGACGUAAACACAACUACUAAUUUCAACCGAGACAAGUGGAAUCGGAGAACUACAUUUUUGAUGAUGUUAAUGGGCUAUACAAUUGGUUUGGGAAAUGUUUGGAGAUUUCCAUAUCUUUGUCAUAAAAAUGGAGGAGCUACGUUUCUUAUUCCAUAUUUCUUCCUAUUGUUUGUCGAAGGGUUACCACUAUAUUAUAUGGAACUUUGCAUAGGUCAAAGAUUACGCAGAGGUAGUGUUGCUGCGUGGCAUCUAAUAUCGCCGUACCUUGAUGGUCUAGGAAUUGCUUCAAUAAUUAUUUGUGUUUUUGUAUGUUUAUACUACAAUGUUAUUGUAUCUUGGUGUUUGUUUUAUUUUACGAGUUCAUUUAAGGAUCCACUUCCAUGGUCGCAGUGUCCAACAGAAAUAGUGCAACAAAAAAAUAUGACAGUCUCGUUCACUUCAACAGAAUGUCUAAAAGCAGGAUCCAUACUAUACUUUUGGUAUCGAACAACUUUAAAUAUUGCAGAAGGUAUAGAAACAAGUAGCGAAACAAAUUGGACUUUAGCAUUAUAUUUACUUUUAUCUUGGUUUAUAUGUUGGAUUUGCAUGAUAAAUGGAAUUCAUUCAGAAGGAAAAGUGGUUUACAUUACAGCUACAUUACCAUUAGUUUUACUCGCUGCCAUGUUUUUUCGGGGAGUCAAUUUGAAAGGUUUUCAAGACGGUCUGGCGUUGUUAUUUUUACCAGAUUUUACUCGUUUAAAAGAUCAUAGAGUUUGGUUAGAUGCUGCUUCUCAAGUUUUUUAUUCACUUGGUAUAGCUUAUGGAUCUCUUAUAGCUUUUGCAAGUUACAACCCCUUAAAAAACGAUACUACAAGAGACUCUUUAAUGAUGUGCGUAAUCGAUGCAAGCGUAAGCAUAUAUUCAAGUAUUGUUUUAUUUUGCUUUUUGGGAUAUCGAGCUCAUUAUAAAAUGGAAGAAUGUUUAAGUAAACUUGGCACCACUUUACGUUUACAAACAAAUAUGUCUGAAGAGAAAACCAGCACCAACCGAUACAUUUUUGAAAACAUUUCCAAUGUUUUAUGUAAUAAAUCGCAUUUCUUGAAUGAGCGAUCUCAGUCAACUGGACUUGCAUUUAUAGCUGUUACAGAAGUACUUAGUACGCUUCCUAAUUCAAGAACGUGGUGCAUUCUUUUUUUUCUGAUGUUGGUCAUGUUAGGAGUUGAUACUCAAUUUGGAAUGUUGGAAGGUGUUGUUACCCCAAUACUAGACUCCAAGCUUUUGUACAGAACUAAGCAUCGAACAAAAAUUAUUACUGGUCUGGUAUGUUUUGUUAUGUUUGUGUUAAGUUUCUCAAUGGUUCAAAAUACUGGUAAUUAUUGGUUGCAGUUGUUUGAGAAUUACUGCUCUGGUGUGCCUCUAAUGACAGUUGCUUUAUUGGAGUGCUUCGCUGUUUCUUAUGUUUAUGGAAUAGAAAAAUUUUCCAGUGAUAUUUUGUAUAUGACAAAUAAAAAACCUCGUCAAAUGUGGAUUUUUUGCUGGAAAUUUUUAUCACCGUGUAUAAUCGUUAUUGUGUUAGUGUUCAGUAUUUAUGACUAUUCAUGUAAUGCAGCAACUUACCAGGUUUGGAACAAAUUGCAGGGAAAAAUUGAAUCCGCUCUUCUUCCACCGUGGUCAAUUUUCCUAAGUCUUAUGUUAUUGCUUUUUAGCAUCAUGUUUAUUCCGUUAAUUGCACUAAUAAGAUUCUUAGACUACAAACUACGAAAGAAAAAAGGAUUUUGAAAUCUAACUACCUUAAAAAAUAAAAAUUCUAUAG
Molecule: messenger RNA, 2107 nt
Organism: Hydra vulgaris (swiftwater hydra)
Lineage: Eukaryota; Metazoa; Cnidaria; Hydrozoa; Anthoathecata; Hydridae
Product: sodium- and chloride-dependent transporter XTRP3A
Biological process (GO): sodium ion transmembrane transport
Cellular component (GO): plasma membrane
Source: RefSeq, a predicted model, not a curated record